Schistosoma intercalatum is the source of this 645-nucleotide messenger RNA. NCBI's taxonomy places the organism in Eukaryota, Metazoa, Platyhelminthes, Trematoda, Strigeidida, Schistosomatidae. The record is from the annotation of a GenBank genome assembly.
AUGAUGAAAAACAGAUUUGAACCAAUAGCAUGUCCUGUCUGCUCAAAAAACGUUUAUUUUGCAGAAGAAAUAAGGGCUAUGGGUCGUGCGUUUCAUAAACAAUGCUUCAAAUGCUGUCAAUGUUCCAAAGCUCUGGAUAGUUUUACUGCAAAUGAUCAUAAGGGUUCUUUGUACUGCAAAAAUUGCUAUGCAAAGAACUACGGACCAAAUGUCUAUGGUUUUUCAACGAAUGGCGCACUAAUGAGAAGUACUUAUGAUCUUCGAGAUUGUACUAAAAUGAAUGGUUAUUCACAUUCUCAUAGUCCAAUGAUAAAUCAAUCACAAGAUUAUCAUUCACAAGAUCGUUUAACUCAUUUAGAACAUAGUGGAAAUUAUAUUCCACGUCCAUUUCGUAUACGAUGGUCUAGUGGAAAUUGUAAUUCAACACGUUGUGCAAAUUGUUCAGAUAUUGUUUAUGCAAAUGAAAGAAUAGAUGCAGUUGGUAAGGUAUUUCAUCGUUUAUGCUUUAAAUGUAAUGAUUGUCAACGUCUUCUUGAUCGUGGUACUGCAUGUGAUCAUAAUCGUGAAGUAUUUUGUCAUAAUUGUUAUAUUAAAAACUUUGGUUCCAAAGGAUUAAAAGCUGGUACAAAUCUACGUUGUGCUUAA